AUGGACAAUAAGGUCAGUCUCAAGGACGGAAGGUACACCGUCAAGCUGGAGUGGAUCGAGCCAAUCGACAUGGGCGACAACAAGCAAGUAGCCCUGAUCCGUCAUCAUCGCUUAGAGCGAAGUCUCGAGGCCCGAAAUCUCACACUCGACUACGCCAAAGAGCUAGGAGAGAUGGUGAGAAACUUUACAGAACCAGCUGAGGAGCCUUGCAAGUCACGCAAGUGCUAUUACAUGCCUCACCACCCAGUGGUCCGCAUGGACAAGGAAACAACAAAGAUGAGAGUCGUCUUCGACGCUUCAUCACACGCGACUGGAACCAAACCACUGAACGACAACCUCUUCAAGGGCAUUGUCAAGUGGGAUCUGCUGAACCUGCUGCUGCGCUUCCGCUUUGGCCAGCAUGCCGUCAUUGCCGACGUCGAAAAGGCCUUCUUGCAAAUCAGAGUCGACCCCGACGACAGAGACGCCUUCCGUUUCUGGUGGAGAGACGAAACAGGACAACUCACGACUCGCCGAUUCACAGCUGUUCCCUUCGGCACCAGCAUCUCGCCGUACCUGCUGUACAUAGUGUUCAGUCACUUGUUCAAGCAGAUGGAGUCCAAGUACCCAGCAGUCGUAUCAGUGGUCAAGGACCGAAUGUACGUCGAUGACGUCAUCGUUGCCUUUCAGGAUGCCAAGCCAGAGGAUCUAGAGCAGUUUCGCACCCAGUGCACUGCGCUCUUCAAGGAAGCCAGCAUGAACUUGAGGAAGUUCCGUACAAACCAUCAGCAGCUGGACGAACAGUGGGCCGGCCCCGACCGCGCCGAGAUCGCCAAAGUCCUGGGCCACGCCUGGACUGUACUCGUCGACACGUUUGCUCCAUCGAUUGACAUCGGCCCGUAUCAAACACUCGUCUCACUCACCAAGCGCGAGUUUACUGCCUUUGUGCAGUCUGUCUACAACCCGACAGGAAUCGUAGCGCCAUUCAAUCUGAAGCUGAAACUAGCUCUCCGUGAGCUUUGGGCACUAAAGCUACGAUGGGACGAGCCCAUACCAGAGUCAAAUCUGCAAGAGGCCCUUGGCCUGAUCCGCGACGCCCAACUUGUGAAUAGUAUGGUUGCCCCCCGCAACGUACUACCCGACGACGACUCCGUGCCAACUCUGCGCAUUUACGCCGACGCCA
Molecule: messenger RNA, 1162 nt
Organism: Rhagoletis zephyria (snowberry fruit fly)
Lineage: Eukaryota; Metazoa; Arthropoda; Insecta; Diptera; Tephritidae
Source: RefSeq, a predicted model, not a curated record